AAAAUAGGGGGCAAGAACAUCGGUUCAUCACUGGGAGAGAAAACCCAUAUAAUAAGCAAAUUAAAAGUAAAGUAAAAAACAUAACAUUUCACAUUCUCAUUCAGUCCAAAAAGCUCCUCCAGAUUGGCCCAAUUGUUGGUGUGCUCAUGCGGAUGUGGACUGGCCACUGUUUAGAAGAUUAAUCUAAAACGACGAAACAUAAAGUAGGCGUUAGGUUCAAGGACACGCGGCGCAUACGACGGUCUCCAAAUAGCCGCAGCCGCAGUGCCCGAGCCAAACAGAAGCUAAAAUUCCAGUGGCUAUCCAUUAGCAGGACCAGGAGACCCCGCCAUCAUCAAUAUCUACAUCUAAUUGGGAGAGGAGCAGCAUUACUCGUAAAUAUGGCUGUCAAACAGAAUAACAAUGAGAUUCAACAAGAUGCUUCCGAUGGUGCGACUGGUGGCAAAAAGUCAUCAGAAACUCCUGCUGGAGGCGGAGGAGGAGGCGGUGUAGGCGGAGGAGCAGGAACAACAACUGGAGGAACAAUGCCACCAAAGAUCUCCGAAGAGGGCGUGGAAAUAUUAUUGGAGGAUUUAGAUACCAAUUCCGCGUCUACCACCACCAACAACAACAGCAACAACACAAACAAAAAUGGUCUCACAAAUCUAAGGACCGUUCUACACAACAUUGAGCAACUGCAUCAUCAAGAUCAGACCGAAAAUAUGUUGCUCAUCUAUAAGCGCAUACUAUACGAGCUGGCCAAUAUGAAGGUUGCCAAAUCCGCUGAAGAUCUCAAGCGUUGCAAGGAGGAAAUUAUUCAAGUUGGAGCAUUUUUGGCCAGCGAUAAACGUUAUCUCAUGUACUAUUUGACCGUUGUCUACCAAAUGAUCACACAAUCUGCCAACGAGCCGCCAUCCUAUGCUGUGGCGAUUGUAUUCCAUUUGUUCCAGCCAAAUGUCAUCAUUGAGGCAGUCCAAGCGUUAUUGGAACAAAAUGUUAAGGAUGCAAGCAUACGGAAAACUGUUGGAUUACUCUGCGAAUGGAUAAGAGUAUGCAAUUUCUGUCAGAAUUUAAAUCUUUGGGUCAUGGCUCUAUUGACUGGCCUAAGGGAACAGGGCAAAUAUCGAUUACUAGAUGAAAUUGCUAUGGAUAAUAUUGAGAAGCUAUUUAUGCUAUUUUUAUUUCCCGCCCUGCGUCCUAAAGCGGCUCCCAUAGUAUUUCAUAUGCUAUCGAAUAUUAAUCAGAAUCCAGAGAUUUUCCAUAAGAUCUUGCCAAAGAUCCCUGGUUAUGUGCAUCAUCUGAAGACUCGGUCUGGUACAACAGAUGAAGCCAGCAGCGAGGCUCUCGUUUGCAUGCAGAAACUGAUAGAUAUAACCAAUGCUCUAAUGCUCCGCUUCAAUGACUAUGAUGAGCUAUAUGCCCCCCUUAAGACAACAUUGCAAAUGUAUGAACCAUCGCAUAAUUAUGUUGCCAUUGCUCGGGCCAUGUAUGAGAAUUCAUUACCCACUCUGGGACGAACAAAUGCACGUGUGGGUCUGGUGAAUUUGGGUAAUACCUGUUAUAUGAAUAGCGUACUCCAGGCAUUGGCCAUGACCAGCGAUUUCAGUCGUGAGAUUCUUUUAAUUGAGAGUGGUUCUCUCUUGCUGUCCAAGGUGCAACAACAGAUAGCUCUAAUGCAUUAUUCUCUGCGACACGAAUUGACACCAUCGCGAGUGUUAAAUGCCACACGGCCACCGGGCUUUACGCCUGGUCUACAGCAAGAUAGUUCCGAGUUCCUAGGUUAUUUGCUUGAGUUGCUGCACGAGCAAGAGAUACACAAUCAUCAGAAUCAUCUCAAUGAAGAGGAGGAGUCGUCCCCAUCAAGUGAGCUAUGCCAGGUUAUACCCUAUAAUAGCAAGGAUCGUGAUCUAAUCACCACAAGCAGCACCAGUAGCAGCAGCGGCGGCAGUAAAUCGUUGAAACCCUUGCAAAAACAAACAGGCGAACCAUUAACCUUAUCAACCAUUGAUAAGACAUUUGCUGGUAAAUUAUCAACCACCUAUAAAUGCUUAGAUUGCGGCUGGGAGAGUCGCAAUGAGGAUAGUUUCCGGGAAUUGCAAUUAUCAUUUCCCGAUGACAAGGACGAUUUGGGUGCCACAAAUUAUUCAGUACAGGAUCUAAUUGAAUACUAUUGUUCGCCCGAGAAGUUAGAUGGCGAUAAUCAAUAUUUUUGUCCGCGCUGCAAGAAACUAUGUGAUGCCGAGCGUCGCAUUGGUAUAAUCCAAGCACCGCGUAAUCUCAUCUUGACACUGAAACAGUUCAAGUAUGAUCAAAAAUAUCAUUUUCGUACCAAACUAAUGCACAAGGUGUUCCAUGAUGAGAGUGUCACUGUUAAACUAUGCUCGACCGAUUCGCUACUGGAAAUGUCCAAUGUCCAUUAUGAUCUAUAUGCUGGAGUAGUCCAUGCUGGCUAUAGCAUGGAUUCGGGGCAUUAUUUUACAUUUGCCGCCGAUCAAUCGAAACAUUGGUACAAAUUCAAUGACAGUUUAGUGACAAGUUCCCAGCCCGAGGAGAUGCAUAGCCUCACCUCGCCCAAUACGCCGUAUAUUCUGUUCUAUCAGAUGUGCGGACGUUCGAAUGAUACAAGCGAUACGGCCGUCGGUUGUAGUUCAAUGCCAGUGGAACAAGUUCCAAUAACAACACCGUUGACACUGGAGGAGCUGCCACGACGUUUGCGUGACUAUGUGAAGCAGGAUAAUCGUGUCUAUUCCGAUGAAUUGAAGAUGCAGCAGCCCAUGAAACGGUCAACACGUACCAGUGGGAAUAAUUUCAUAACACGCACCGGGUACGAGGGUGACGAUGACGAUGAUCGUGGUCCACCACCAUCGGCCGGAGGUUGUGGUGGCAAUGGACUGGGAAUGAAUAUGAAUCGUUUUGUGUACUAAAUGGUGAACAACAGUAGUUUGUGGUGAUGGUGGUGGUGAAUAUAUAUAUAUAUACCUAUAUAUAUAUAAGGGGGAGAGAGUAGUAAAAGUGCCCCAGUGCAGCAGCAGAGAUAUGAGAUAUAUAUAUAUAUAUACGUGCAUAUAUUGAAUAUCCAUUUUAUAAUGUUGUAUUUAUAAAAAAAAAAGUAUAAAAAAAGAGACAUAGCUUAUAUGUGUGUAUAACGAUUAAAUCUUAAAUCAAAGGUGCCCUACAUCUACCCCUAAUAUGACUCCCCCGUCUCACCCACACACACCACACAAACACACACACAUGCUGAUUUCCAUUUACAGAGAAUUGUUAUGAUUUUUUUUUGUUUUUGUUAACCAACAGUACCCAAAAUAGUUAUAUAGAAUUAACAUAUACUACCUGUAUACUACUACUAUACAUAUACCUAAAAAAAAAUAAGAAAAAAAUACGAAAAAAAUAUUUAUAUAUAUGGAAAAUUGAAAAAGCAGUUCAACCAAAAUCCUUUACUCACAUCUUACUUUUAGCAACGCACAGACACACACACAUACACACCACAUGCACGCACACACACACACACACACACGCAGAUCUGGCUAUCCAUUAUAUCCAUUGUAUAAUUUUCAAAAUUGUUUAUUCAAAAUUUUCAAUUUAAAUAUAUAUGUUUUGGUGUGAAUAAAUUUAGGUUUUUGGAAUAUUGUUCUAAUAAAAUUGGAAUAAUUUUCAAAUUAAAAAAAAAAGGGAAAUAAAAAAUCGCCAACUGUCA
Messenger RNA from Drosophila willistoni, 3673 nucleotides. RefSeq names its product ubiquitin carboxyl-terminal hydrolase 38 (gene DUBAI). Gene Ontology annotation, biological process: ubiquitin-dependent protein catabolic process; protein deubiquitination. Gene Ontology annotation, cellular component: cytosol; nucleus. Bases 381 to 2903 code for a protein of 840 amino acids. The transcript is spliced from 5 exons. The record is from RefSeq and is a predicted model, not a curated record. Gene Ontology annotation, molecular function: cysteine-type endopeptidase activity; cysteine-type deubiquitinase activity. Lineage: Eukaryota; Metazoa; Arthropoda; Insecta; Diptera; Drosophilidae.